Messenger RNA from Aplysia californica (California sea hare), 465 nucleotides. RefSeq lists its product as uncharacterized. The record is from RefSeq and is a predicted model, not a curated record. Lineage: Eukaryota; Metazoa; Mollusca; Gastropoda; Aplysiida; Aplysiidae.
AGAUCUAUUGAUUUUUCUCUCCAGAUCGAUACGUUUUGUUGUGGCAGCCGCUGCUUCUGAUGUGGUUGUUGUUGCAGUAGUCUGUGUUUACCAAAGACGGCAGGAGUUCUGUGAUGUGUGCUGUUUGUGGAGGGAGAUAUCGUUCUAUGUGUGCUGUUUUCUGAUUUGCUGACAUGGACAAAGAAAACUUCCAGAGGCAGUGGGAGAGGUUCAAACCAGCAGUCAUGCGAAACAGGGCUGUACUCAUCAGCUGCCUGGUCGUGGGCCUAGGUCUGAUCGGGCUCGCUGUGACCUACUCAGGGGGCGCUACAGACCACCCGGUGACGUCACACUGCGAGACGCCACAGGGCCCGUCUCCUCGCAACACCGACUCGUGUCCAUGGCAACUGGUGCUCUCUGACCUGUCCCAUAGGCUGCGCCUGCUGGAGAUGGCCUUCAAGGAGCAGGUCAUAGCGAGAGAAGUGA